Messenger RNA from Cynocephalus volans (Philippine flying lemur), 634 nucleotides. RefSeq names its product lipocalin 15 (gene LCN15). Lineage: Eukaryota; Metazoa; Chordata; Mammalia; Dermoptera; Cynocephalidae. Gene Ontology annotation, molecular function: small molecule binding. The transcript is spliced from 7 exons. The record is from RefSeq and is a predicted model, not a curated record. Bases 1 to 555 code for a protein of 184 amino acids.
AUGAAGUCAGCCCUGCUGAGCAUCGUCCUGGCACUGCUCUGGGUGUCCUUGGCUCAGGCCGAGGUCCUGGUGCAGCCUAACUUUGAUGCCAAAAAGUUCUCAGGCCUCUGGUACGUGGUCUCCAUGGUGUCCGACUGCAAGGUCUUCCAGGAGAAGAGAGACCAUCUGUUGAUGUUCACCAGUGCGGUCCAGGCCACCACAGAGGGCGACCUCAGCGUCCACUUGGAGUUCCCACAGGCGGAUGGCUGUAACCAGGUGGAUGCCCAGUACCUGAAGGUGGGCUCGGAGGGGCACUUCAGAGUCCCAGCCUUGGGCUACCUGGACGUGCGCGUUGUGGACACGGACUACAGCUCCUUCGCCGUGGUCUACAUCUACAAGGAGCUGGAGGGGGCCCUCAGCACCAUGGUGCAGCUCUAUAGCCGGACCCAGGAUGCGAGCCCCCAGGCCGUGAGGGCCUUCCAGGACUUCUACCCGACUGUGGGGCUCCCUGAAGACAUGGUGGUCAUGCUGCCCAAAUCAGACGCGUGCUCCUCCGAGGGCAAGGAGGCACCCUGACGCCUCUGGAGUCCCGGCCGGGCCCUGCCCAGGGUGACCUCGGAGCAGCAGGCCUUGCCACCCCAGGAGUCGAGACCCA